This is a messenger RNA of Dendrobium catenatum, 1842 nucleotides long. Its product is annotated as protein NUCLEAR FUSION DEFECTIVE 4-like. NCBI's taxonomy places the organism in Eukaryota, Viridiplantae, Streptophyta, Magnoliopsida, Asparagales, Orchidaceae. Gene Ontology annotation, cellular component: membrane. Bases 64 to 1746 code for a protein of 560 amino acids. The transcript has 3 exons. The record is from RefSeq and is a predicted model, not a curated record.
GGCAAAAGAUAGCGGCCAAGAGAAAAAAAGCAGGAACGGCUUUGGAUUCGCCGUUCAAAAUCCAUGGCCGGAGAAUCGCGUGGGUGGAUGAUCUUGAUGGUGACGAUUUGGAUCCAGGCGUGCACUGGCACCAACUUCGACUUCUCUUCCUACUCGUCGGAGCUUAAGGCAGCGAUGGGAAUCUCGCAAGUACAGCUUAAUUACCUCGCCGUUGCUUCGGAUCUUGGUAAGGCGUUUGGAUGGUCCUCCGGUCUUGCUCUUCUUUAUUUUCCUAUGCCUGCUGUGCUAUUUCUUGCUGCUGGAUUUGGAUUCCUGGGUUAUGGUUUGCAGUGGAGUCUCAUCACUGGUCGGAUCUCGAUGACCUAUGCACCGGUGUUUGUGCUAUGCUUGUUGGCCGGGCUAAGCAUAUGCUGGUUCAACACAAUAUGCUUCGUUCUCUGCAUCCGAAACUUCACCACAGACCGCUCCCUCGCCUUGUCUCUCACCGUCAGCUUCAACGGUAUCAGCGCCUCCUUAUACAGCCUCGCCGCCAACUCCAUCAAUGGCUCUCCUUCAUCCUACCUAAUCCUCAACGCUGUCCUCCCCUUCCUCACCGCUCUUUUUGCUCUCAACCUCAUCCUCCGCCAACCGCCUCCCCAAUCCCCACACGCCUCCUCCGAUCGUCAAAUCUUCCUCGUCCUACAUACCGUCGCCUUCCUCACCGGCGUUUACCUCCUCCUCCUCAACCCCGCCUCCCCAAACCCAUUCACCUCCCGGCUAAUCCUUGCCGGCGCAGCGAUCCUCCUAGCCUUACCGCUAGUCGUUGUUGCGAGAGAAUGGGCUAGUCUCUCUAUUUUCUCCUGGCUGGAAGGCUCCAAUGAUUACGACUUGCAGAAGGAGCUGAUUGUUGUAGAGGUCGUAGAUGAGGACGAUGAGAGCACCACCAGUCCACGGGACAUUGACGGCUCCAAUGGGUGGCUGUGCUGCUUCAACGAGGUGAUGACCAAAGACAGAAUAACUAAGCUUGGGGAGGAGCACGGGGCGAGGAGACUUAUCCGCCGGUUGGAUUUCUGGCUCUACUACAUUUCUUAUUUCUGCGGCGGCACUGUUGGUCUUGUGUACAGCAACAACCUGGGUCAGAUCGCCCAGUCGCUGGGGCGGCAGUCGGAGACCACAUUUCUCGUGAACGUCUACUCCUCCUGCUCCUUCUUCGGCCGCCUCAUCUCCGCUGCGCCUGACUUUUUGGCUGGGAAAAUAAGCUUCGCCAGAACCGGCUGGCUAGCUGCGGCCCUUGUGCCGAUGCCGCUGGUCUUCUACAUCAUGGCUAAGACAGAAGAUGGGCAGGCUCUUGUCGCUGGAACAGCGCUGAUUGGUCUGAGCUCCGGAUUCAUCUUCGCGGCGGCCGUCUCCGUGACGUCGGAACUCUUCGGGCCUUCAAGCUUUGCAGUGAACCACAAUAUCGUCAUAACUAACAUUCCUUUGGGUUCCCUCCUCUACGGAUUGCUCGCCGCACUGGUAUACGACGCCAACGGCAGCGUUGGGAUGAAGCGGAUAUGCGAGGCCUUCGCGACGCUGCUGCGGGACGGCAUGGUGGUUUGCAUGGGUCCCCGGUGCUAUGGGAAGACAUUUCUCGCGUGGGGAUGCACUUCGGUGCUCGGUCUCACUUGCAGUGUUGCGCUUUACUUGAGGACUAGGGGGGCUUACCGAUGCGCGGCUGAGAAUGGUGGCCGGAGGUUUGUGCGGACCUGUUUCGGUGGUAUCUGGUAAAUUUAUAUAUUUAUUUCCAGAUCUCAGGAAAUCAUGAUGAACAAAACAACAGUAAGCCUAGCAGGCUACGUGGGUCGGCUAGGUGUUUGAAGAAGG